UUCUCGAAAACUGCUGCUCUUACUCCAAAGUAGAAAUGCACACUUGUUCAGUUUUCCCACACGCCAACUAGCCGACACACACACACACACACACACAUUCAUCUGAAUUUGGGUUUUCAAUUUGACGAUUUAUAUAUGUUCUUAAGGCAAAUUUGAGAGAGAAAUAUGAAAAUGAACUCAGUUUCUAAGUGGGUUUUGUUCAUCUUCUUGUCGGUGUCUGUUGGAUGUGGACUGGUACAAUGUCGUGUGACAUAUGAUAGAAAGGCUAUAGUUAUCAAUGGGCAAAGAAGAAUUCUCAUUUCUGGUUCCAUACAUUACCCAAGAAGCACUCCUGAGAUGUGGGAAGAUCUGAUAAACAAGGCCAAAGAAGGAGGCGUAGAUGUGAUUGAAACUUAUGUAUUUUGGAAUGUUCAUGAGCCUUCUCCUGGCAAUUACAAUUUUGAAGGGAAAUAUGAUAUUGUGAGAUUCAUAAAGACCAUCCAGAAAGCAGGUCUAUAUGCUCAUCUUCGAAUUGGGCCUUAUGUUUGUGCAGAGUGGAAUUUUGGAGGAUUUCCAGUUUGGCUGAAAUAUGUACCAGGAAUUAGCUUCAGGACAGACAAUGAGCCUUUCAAGAUCGCUAUGAAAGGGUUCACUGAGAAAAUUGUUAGUCUGAUGAAGAGCAAACAUCUAUUUGAGUCUCAGGGUGGCCCCAUUAUACUCUCCCAGAUCGAGAAUGAGUAUGGGUCACAAGCCAAGGCUCUUGGUGCUCCUGGCCAUCAGUACGUAACUUGGGCUGCAAACAUGGCAGUUGGAUUGGAUACUGGGGUGCCAUGGGUGAUGUGCAAGGAAGAUGAUGCCCCAGAUCCCGUGAUUAACACAUGCAAUGGCUUCUAUUGUGACUCGUUCUCCCCCAACAAACCAUAUAAACCAAUAAUUUGGACUGAGGCUUGGAGUGGUUGGUUCACAGAGUUUGGUGGUCCAAUUCACCAGAGGCCAGUUCAGGAUUUAGCAUUUGCUGUGGCCAGAUUCAUACAAAAGGGAGGCUCAUUUGUAAAUUACUACAUGUAUCAUGGAGGCACCAAUUUUGGUCGCUCUGCUGGAGGCCCUUUCAUUACUACAAGCUAUGAUUAUGAUGCCCCACUUGAUGAAUAUGGUUUGGUCCGGCAACCAAAAUAUGGGCACUUGAAAGAGCUCCACAGAUCUAUUAAACUAUGUGAGAAAGCUCUAGUUUCAGCUGAUCCUACUGUGACUUCUUUAGGAAGCCUUCAACAGGCUCAUGUAUACUCUUCAGAAUCAGGAGGUUGUGCAGCAUUUCUUGCAAAUUAUGAUACAAAAUCUGCAGUGAGAGUGUUGUUCAAUAACAUGCACUACAAUCUUCCUCCUUGGUCAAUCAGCAUCCUUCCAGACUGCAGGAACGUAGUCUUCAAUACAGCCAAAGUUGGAGUUCAAACAUCACAAAUGGAAAUGCUACCAAGUAAUGCCAAGAUGUUCUCAUGGGAAACAUUUAACGAAGAUUUGUCGUCUUCUGAUGACAGCUCAUCAUUCUCUGUUCACGGCCUCUUGGAGCAGAUAAAUGUCACGAGAGAUACUAGUGAUUAUCUAUGGUACACAACUAGUGUUGAUAUUGGUUCAUCCGAGUCCUUCCUGCAUGGAGGGGAUCAUCCAACAAUUAUUGUUCAAUCAACAGGACAUGCUCUGCAUGUGUUUGUCAAUGGACAACUUUCAGGUUCUGCUUAUGGGACCAGGCAAAGCAGGAGGUUUGCAUUUAAAGGGAAGGUCGACCUACGUGCUGGAUCAAAUAAAAUUGCAUUACUCAGUGUUGCUGUUGGACUGCCAAAUGUUGGAGGGCAUUACGAGCAAUGGAACACUGGCGUAUUGGGUCCAGUUGCGCUGCAUGGACUUGACCAGGGAAAAUGGGACCUGUCCUGGGCAAAAUGGAACUACCAGGUUGGUCUUAAGGGAGAGGCCAUGAACCUCAACUCUCCAAAUGGUAUUUCUGCAGUUGACUGGAUGCAGGGUUCACUGAUUGCACAGAANUGCACAGUAGCCAUAUCAAAUAGUAACUUUGGGCAAGAUCCAUGCCCCAACGUGUUAAAACGGUUAUCAGUAGAAGCAAUAUGCGCUCCUUUGACUUAA
Olea europaea var. sylvestris is the source of this 2115-nucleotide messenger RNA. Its product is annotated as beta-galactosidase 3-like. The record is from RefSeq and is a predicted model, not a curated record. Gene Ontology annotation, biological process: carbohydrate metabolic process. The transcript is spliced from 16 exons. NCBI's taxonomy places the organism in Eukaryota, Viridiplantae, Streptophyta, Magnoliopsida, Lamiales, Oleaceae. The coding region runs from base 166 to 2115 and encodes 649 amino acids. Gene Ontology annotation, cellular component: vacuole; cell wall. Gene Ontology annotation, molecular function: beta-galactosidase activity.